Messenger RNA from Mycena citricolor, 1629 nucleotides. The record is from the annotation of a GenBank genome assembly. NCBI's taxonomy places the organism in Eukaryota, Fungi, Basidiomycota, Agaricomycetes, Agaricales, Mycenaceae.
AUGGCUCCUCUGACUCUUUCCAACCGCCCCCUCGACAAGAAGCCCGUCAGCGAGCUUCGCGCCAUCGCUGACUAUAUCGGUAUCGAGCACGCCAACCUCAUCAAAGACCCACUGAAACGCGCCCUUCGUCGCGAACUCAAGAACCGCGCGGAGCUUGCCAACGACCCCAUCCUUCUCCCUCUAUUCGCGCACCGGGCGCAGCCAGGACAAGGUGUCAAGACCAGCGCCGAUAAGGAUGUGGACGUGGCUGCUGAGGCCACCCAGGAUGUUGUCCCACCAACCGGUGCAAAUAAGACCCUCCUGAGCAUGGGACAGAAGACGGACCCCCCGCCGCAGUUCACCGCACUGGAUUCGAUGCCUAAGGCUACCACGCCAGGAGCCAAAAAAGUAACCUUCAAGAAAGAUGAUCACAGCAAUGAGUCCUCGGAUUCGAGUGACGCUGGCGAUGAGGAGGAUGUUGUGUCGAGUCCUGUGCACCAUGCUUCUAAAGUUGCUGUAGCGGAGCAUCACGAGAAGACUUCUGGUGUUAUACGUGUCAAUCUUCGCAACUUUGACAACCGCUCGAAAAUUACCCACCAGGUCUACGUCGACGACCAUCCCAUUGACGUUGCCACCAAUGCGAGUGGUGAGAAGCGCUUUGUGGCGGAACUUUCGGCGCUACUUCCCGAAGCAUUGAGGAACGACUCACCGAUCAAGGGUUUGCCUGGGCGCCUCUACCGUCCGAACAUAAACGUGAAUGAUCCGUGCCCUCUCCACAUCGGUCAAUUCAAGGCACUGAACUCGGAGGAGCCCUUCAAGUUGCCAUCGCUUGUGGAUCACUAUGCUCUUACAAGCGAGGGCGACAAUCUUUUUGCUUGUGACUUGCUGUGGAAGGCUACUGACGUGUCUUCGGGCACACAAACUACCGCUAAACAGCAGCAGGAUUCUUCGAAUUCGCUCCUGUUGUCUGGCAAGGACGCAGAUAUUCCUGUCGCCGUUGUCAACUCACAGCCUGACACCAACCCCAUGCACGCCAACGCACCUGCCGCUCUCCGUCAACUCUUCCGAGAAUUCAUUCAUGGGAAAGUCAAGGCUGUGGUCUCUGAGCUGCCUGAGCUCAACCGCAAUUGGCCGCGGUGCAAGCUCGCCUUACAGAUGCUGCAACGGCACUCUCUUCAGAACCAGGCAUUCGCUUUUUUCGACAACUGGAGCCACACCGGUGGAGGAUAUCAUGUCCCUCGUGACCUUGGAGCAUUUCCCGGUGUUUACUUCAAGAAGGACUUCCUCUAUGAUGUGCUCAACAUCAAGAGCUCCAGCACCACUGAAAUCGAUGGGUACUUUGCCCCGCUUGUUGUCGCUGAUGCUCCAAAAAAGGUCCGUGAGUGGAUCGAGAGCGGCGGCACUGUUCACGCUGAGCGCUUCAGCAACAUGAAAGCUGCCCGCUUCAAGGAGUACGUCUUGGGCUCGGCUCCGGCUCCCAAGCCCUCUAAGAAGCCCCGCCAGCGCAAGCAUCACCACCGCUCCUCGUCUCCGAUUGUGUCAUCGUCUCGCAAGCAUCGCCGUUCCUCGUCGCUGGAGGACUCUGAGAGUGAGAUGGAGGAGCGUCGGAGCAAGAAGGCAAAGCGUAUGACCUCAGAGGAGCUUGAUUAG